CACGCGGAAGGUUGCGUCGAACACAGAAAGUCACCUCGUCGUGUCGGUCAGGGAGGGAAAGCUACUGACAGCUAGCCGCAGCUUCUGCCGGGGAAAGGUCGACAGUAGCAUCCUCUCCCAACCUUAAACUCUCCCGUCUUCUAUUUAAACUACAUUAAGGAACGUUUAGCUGCAGUUCACCGACCGCUGAAGGCAGGAAAACAACAAGCUAACAGUUUAUAACCAAGCUAGCCUCUGUAGUUUUGAAUAUCUCAGACCAUGGCUGCGUUAAGAGCGUCCUACCACAGGAUUCUGGACCGGAUCGAGCACAUACUGCCCGCCAAGCUGAGACCGAUCUACAACCACCCGGCAGGUCCAAAGACGGUUUUCUUCUGGGCCCCGAUGUUUAAAUGGGGCCUGGUCAUGGCUGGUUUGGCUGAUAUGACUCGACCAGCAGAAAAACUCAGUACCUCCCAGUCUGCAGUGCUGACGGCCACGGGGCUCAUCUGGUCCAGAUAUUCACUGGUUAUUAUCCCGAAGAACUGGAACCUUUUCGCUGUGAACUUCUUCCUCGGCAGCGCAGGAGCGUCCCAGCUUUACAGGAUCUGGAGUUACGAUCAGGAGCAGAAGGCCAAGGCUAAAGAGGCAGCCGAGUCCUGAGGAGACUGUCGCCGCGGUGCUGCUGACACAAAGGGAGACUCUUCCAUCACCAUCCUGUACUGUUUCCAUAAAACCCAUGCCAUAACCAGAUUUUAACACAUUAAACCUGCUCACCCUGAAGGAAAUAUGCACUUCCCCCCCUUCCAAGUUUCACAUUUCCUCAGGGUGUCUAAAAUAAGAACAUUUGAUUUUGUUUUUUAAAAUGAGUUUAAGAACCGUGGUCAUCAACGCACAAGUACUGCUUGUUCAUAGAGUUUUCUGAUUGUACAUUGUCUGAUUUAACCCGCCAUGCUUUUAUCAUCCUGUGCACGAGUCGGGGAGUUUUUGCUUCGGAUGUAGCAAACAUCAGUACCUCGAGCAAAGUUCCCAACCCGCCCGCCUAACAAGGUGGAUGUGUGCUGAAUGUUACCCUGAAUUUAAGGACUUCAUCAUAUUUACAUAGAUUUUAAAUCUUAUUGGGAGUCCAGGUGUCUGUACCUCAGCAGUCAUUAAAUCAUUGACUACCACCUAAGGGUUCCUCACUUUUACGUCUUUUUUCUUUUUUUAAAACCAGUCGGGAGAACAAACCCUGUUUUAUAUAUUUCUUUAUUUUGACAGAAAUGUGUUAAAUGAUUUAACAUGUGCAUGCAGCUUUGCGAGUCAACGAGCAAACACUGGUACAGACUGUGACGGCUCUUUUUAAACGUCCAAAAAUCUAUGAUCUCAAAUGUUUUAUUUUUCAACAACUGACUCAAACUAUUUAUGCAGCAACACCCUAAUUUUGCAAUAAUUGGUGUAAUUAAUCUGCCCACUGUUCAAAGAUAUUUAAAAGUUGAUUAUUGUAAUGAGAUUUGUAUCGGUAAUGGCUAUGUAUCAAUAAUAAAUCAGACUAACACAGCC
Messenger RNA from Fundulus heteroclitus (mummichog), 1518 nucleotides. It is a transcript of the gene mpc2b, whose product is annotated as mitochondrial pyruvate carrier 2b. The transcript is spliced from 5 exons. Bases 259 to 639 code for a protein of 126 amino acids. Gene Ontology annotation, cellular component: mitochondrial inner membrane. Lineage: Eukaryota; Metazoa; Chordata; Actinopteri; Cyprinodontiformes; Fundulidae. Gene Ontology annotation, molecular function: pyruvate transmembrane transporter activity. Gene Ontology annotation, biological process: pyruvate import into mitochondria. The record is from RefSeq and is a predicted model, not a curated record.